This is a messenger RNA of Selaginella moellendorffii, 981 nucleotides long. Its product is annotated as centromere-associated protein E. The transcript is spliced from 5 exons. The record is from RefSeq and is a predicted model, not a curated record. Lineage: Eukaryota; Viridiplantae; Streptophyta; Lycopodiopsida; Selaginellales; Selaginellaceae. Bases 1 to 981 code for a protein of 326 amino acids.
AUGACUCUGGCUUUCGACGAAGAAUGCAACCAUUUCACUUGUUUUGGUGAAUCUCAAGCCUCAGGAAGCUUGCAAAAGAAUUUAUCAACACAGUUCAUGAGCAUUUUUGACGACCUUUGUAAAGUUGCAGAGAAGAUGGCUUGUUACGGUGGCGAUGGGUUAUUAGCGAAGUGGUUGGCGAGUGGAGCGAUGAGCAGCAGCGGCAGCGGCAACUACAUUGCGCCUGGAGAGAAUCGUCCGUGCGUCCCGAUUUUUUACGUGGAGUGCACUCUGUCUGCAUGGCCUCUCCCAGCGGGUGACUGGAAGAAAUCUCUGGAUGGCGCUUUUGGUUUUGCGGUGGAUGCGGCAGCGAAACGUUUCAACCUGCGGAAGGAAGAUCUGGAGGCCAAAAUCAGUGAUCCUAGCUACAAGAACUCGAGGCUGACGCCUGAGGCAUGGGCCAGACAGAACUACAUCAGGGUUGUUCCCAAGCCAGACCAGGGACUGGAGGGCGAAAACACGAGACUCAAAGAUCUGAACUCCAAGUUGAUCCUGCAAGUCACCAACCAGAAAGAAGAGAUCAAGAACACAAAGGACAAGCUUAUGAAGGUGAACAAAGAGCAAGCUGAGAAAAUCCAGGAGCUGCAGAAGGACUCAAGGGAGAUCGUCAGCCUUAAGGAGGAGAAUACCAAACUCACAGAGAGAGUGGCAGAGCUCGAGGAGAAGCUGAAGGAGGAAACUUUGAAGCGGAAGGAGGAAACUUCGAAGCUAAAGGAGGAACUUACAGACCUGAGUCGUCAGCUUUCAGCCCAGGGCCGUGAACUCUCAGCAUUGCAGCAGAGGUUAUCUGCAUUGCGCAUGUUCGAGCGAGUGCUUCUGCGAAAGCUCUGCAAGGCCGCUCGGGAGAAAUGCGUGAGGCUUGCGAGAGAAGCAGAUGUGGAGAUCCCACUUGCAGCCGAUGGAAAAAUAAAUUGGAAUGAGUUUUUCAACAUUCCAGGGUAA